GCUUUCAGCACUUUACCCUUGCCGCCCACUCAUUCGCUGACAGUAGUGGGUGAAUAAGAUGGCCUUCUUCGAGAACGCUCGCGGAUCUGGGAUCCACGGCGGUCAGUGGCGGGAUAUCGGACAUCAGUACUAUGGACAAAGCGGACCAAGGUCCAAUGUUCGCGACUCGUACAACACCAACACGACGAGCUACGAGAAUUCCUUUAACAACUAUUCUCGACACUAUGAUCGGUAUUACGAGAAUCACACACACCACCAUGCGCCUGUCCACAACUUCAGGAAUACAGGAAAUAUGAAUACGGCACCAGUCUAUGGGAACCUCGUCCAGAACUCGACUACUACCGCAGAAGACUACUACAAUGACUACGAGGACUACGACGACGAUGAUUAUGGCUAUUAUCCCCCACCGCGUCACGAUCCUGGUCCUCCACCCCCUCGUAGUCGUGCUCGCACUGCCCCUCCCCGUGCCGACUUUAACCCUUUCCGUAACGGACCUCGCCCUUCCCGCGAUGGUCACCAACCUCCUCGCCCAGGCAUUUUCCCUGUGUGGACUGAUCCACCACCGCCCUCAAACGGACCCGCGUCACGAAACAACCCAUUUCGCCAGAUGAACAACCAUGAGGAACGUCCUCGUGGAAAUCGUCGACCCCAACCUCGCUUCCAGCCUCGCCCGGCGCCGCCACGCUCAGCAUCUGACGAUGAAUGGGAAGAUGAGAGUGAUUAUGCAGAGGACCAUCGUCCGAGCACGGCACCGCCCAGGAGACCCAAUCCCGUCCGUCGGGAUCCCCCUCCCCGCGGCUACGCAGAGCCUAAUCCCCCUCGAGGACCACCCCCACGUGCACGACGCCCGCGCCCUCAAUCUGAGGAUGACCCUGAUCGAUUGGCCGAUGAGAUGGAGGGCCUCGGGCUGGAAGAUCAUAGUAGUCGACCUAGCCCACGACUUAGUCCGCGCCCUCGUCCCCCCGGGCGUUCGUGA
Messenger RNA from Coprinopsis cinerea okayama7#130, 976 nucleotides. RefSeq lists its product as hypothetical. Bases 59 to 976 code for a protein of 305 amino acids. NCBI's taxonomy places the organism in Eukaryota, Fungi, Basidiomycota, Agaricomycetes, Agaricales, Psathyrellaceae. The transcript has 3 exons. The record is from RefSeq and is a predicted model, not a curated record.